AUGUUUCCAUGGGCUGGCAAAGCCAAAGAUGGCAAAAGACCGAACUGGUUUGAACGGCUCAGGGGCAGCUCACAAUCCAAACUGCAGCACCAGCAAGAGCAGCCCGCGCCCCUCAAAUCACGACCAGACAUUUCUGAUAUUACAGGCAUAAGUCUAGAGGAAAUAUGCAAAGUGUGCUACAACCUCGACCCAAGCCAGGCUCCAAGAAGUGGACCGCCAAUCAAAAAUGGCCCUUCGUUGUUUUCGUGGGCUGCUCGGGAGUACAAUUUACCUGCAGAAUCGUCAGUUGCUAAAGUAACUAUAGAUAAGUCGCAUAUUUUACUCGACUCUGCCUGGGGCUGCUUUUUCUGCGCCAUAAUUUCUACGGCCCUCUCGAUGGCGCAGCCUGGAUGGGAGGCCGAAGACACAGUCAUUCGCAUCAAUCUAGCGCCAAACGUGCCUGUGACUGUGCAAUUGCAGUAUGGCCAUUAUGGCACUUCCAGUGGUGAUACCAUGGGAUUUGAGGUCCCUAUGCACUUCGAAUAUAUUAUCCAGCCUGGGACGCCAAAGCCAACAACAGAGAUAGAAAUAUACCGACCUCGUCUGUGUGGUAGUAGUGGUAAAGCUCCUGACAGAGGGGAGCUCAUUUCUGGCCUUCUAGAGCCUAUGGGCUUCGGUGAAGAGAUAGCAUCCCAUGCUGGUGAUGAUACCUGCGUUAAGUUCAUAAAAGAGCACGUAGAAAACUGCAUCAGAGAGCAUAAUUGCGGAGGGAAUGGCGGACAUUCGGCAUUGCCAUUGCUCCCUGAUCGCAUCAUCUGGAUCCAAGGAGGAAACAUAAGGAACAUUCGGCUUGUUGAGCCAAAGAAUACCCGUGCUAAUUACCUUGCUCUAAGCUACUGCUGGGGCUCGGUAACCGCAGAUACAUACCUCACGGACCAGUUUACAGUACGCUCGAGGAAGACUGCUAUAGACUAUAAUGCUCUGCCGCCUCUACUCCAAGAUGUGGUUCGAAUUGCCUGUCUCCUUGGUAUUGAGUAUAUUUGGGUAGAUCGAUUGUGUAUUAUCCAAGGCGACAACAGCGACUUCAAGAAGCAGGCUCCCAAGAUGGGUGAUAUAUACGGCAAUGCUACCUUAACAAUUGCUGCGGCCUCUGCCAGCUCUGAGAACGACCGUAUACUGGUUGAACGGGAUGCUAAAUGGAAAUCUUCUGGCAUAAGCCUUACCCUGGAAGGACUCGGCACUUUGAACUUGAAAAUCCGGCGACGAUCACAUAAAUUAGGUACAGAGGAUCAGGGUGGUGAUUAUGGAAGGGUGUCUACGCGGGCUUGGAUCUGGCAGGAGAGACUCCUAUCUGCGCGAACCGUGUUUUUUACCUCCCAUGCCCUAAAGUUUGAGUGUCACUGCCACUCUAUCUGGGAAGGCUUUGAUCAAGGUAUAUCCGGUAAUUCUUGGUCCAGCAACCUAGAGAAGGUAUCCAUUGAUUCGUGGCUGGAACUAGUGGAUGAAUUCAUGCGUAGGGACAUAACAUACGCUUCUGAUCGGCUCCCAGCUAUCGCAGCGGUUAUGAAUCGCAUUGAGAAGCGCAAAGGCUGGACGGCUUUUUGGGGUUUAUGGAAACACGCCAUUGUCGAAAGCCUGGGUUGGAAGGUAGAUGAUUGUGGUAUAGAGGGAAGGCAUCUUUGUGAAGUGAACCCGAGCACCUACGCGCCAAGUUGGAGUUGGCUUAGCAUAAAUGGCCCUAUAUCCCACGGCAACCUCUCGGUCUCUAAUAAAGUUUCUCAGGAGGUAUUAAAACCUUGGGUAUAUGAGCUAGAAUGCCACGGGCUUAACGAUGCAACGGGAUCAAUCACAGUUGAUGGCCGUUUUGUUACCGGCUGGGUCGAAGCUACGGUAAAGAUAGAUAAGAAGGACAAAAGCACACCGGCUGAACCCGACAGAUUCAGCUAUCAAUAUAGAGCGGUGUUCACUGCUGACUAUGUCGAAACCGUAGUAAAUGCAGAUGUGGCACUUAUGCCUCGGGGAGACGAGCCUUGGGGCAUGUGCAGGCCAGCUGUGCGUGUACCGGUCGGAGAAGUGCCUCCAACGCGAUCUUGGACCCGCUACUGCAUUUACCUUGUGGUUGCCACGAGAGAACCAUUCGCUAUCGCACUGCUCCUGGGGCCCUCCUUACGGAGUUCUAAGCUGUACGAGCGGAUCGGGAUAGCUUAUGCCGUUAGAUGUAAUAUGUUUGAAGGAGCCAAAAAGGGCCGCUUUGAAAUCAUCUAG
This is a messenger RNA of Trichophyton verrucosum HKI 0517, 2244 nucleotides long. RefSeq names its product HET domain protein, putative. The record is from RefSeq and is a predicted model, not a curated record. The transcript is spliced from 2 exons. NCBI's taxonomy places the organism in Eukaryota, Fungi, Ascomycota, Eurotiomycetes, Onygenales, Arthrodermataceae. The coding region runs from base 1 to 2244 and encodes 747 amino acids.